Aphidius gifuensis is the source of this 1270-nucleotide messenger RNA. It is a transcript of the gene Mettl2, whose product is annotated as tRNA N(3)-methylcytidine methyltransferase METTL2. The transcript has 3 exons. The coding region runs from base 163 to 1227 and encodes 354 amino acids. NCBI's taxonomy places the organism in Eukaryota, Metazoa, Arthropoda, Insecta, Hymenoptera, Braconidae. Gene Ontology annotation, molecular function: tRNA (cytidine-N3)-methyltransferase activity. The record is from RefSeq and is a predicted model, not a curated record.
GCUUUUGCUUAUUUUUUGUUGACAAGUUGUGACAAGUGUCAAAAAACCAUAUGCAUAAACAAUUAUUAAAAUAAAAACAAAUAAAAAAAGAAUUAAAUUCAUACUUUUACUUGCCAGUGUAUUUAAUUUUGUUAAUUAAUUUUUUAUUUUUCUUUAAUAAUUAUGGAGCCAAAUGACAAUAACAAUGAUGAUAAAAGACCAAAAUUUGGCAAUCGUCAAUUGACUGAUGACGACAAUGUUUUUAAACACAAUGCAUGGGAUAAUGUUGAAUGGGAUGAAAAUCAACAAGAAGCUGCACAAAAAAAAGUAACUGAAAAUUCAUGUGUAACAUUGACAAAUGAACAACUUGAAAAUUUAGAAAUUGAUGCUGAUAAAAAUUGGGAUAAAUUUUAUGGAAUACAUCAAAAUAGAUUUUUCAAGGAUAGAAAUUGGUUAUUUACAGAAUUCCCAGAAUUAGCACCACAUAUUCAUGAAAAUGAUAAAAAUGAAUCAGUUAAAUUGAAUCAACAACAGUUGGAAUCAUCAAAUGACAAUGAAAAAUUAACUGAAAAUAAUAAAAAAACAGCUGAAAAUAAUGUUAAUAAUGACAUUGAAUAUUUGGAAGAAAAAAUGAAACAUUUAACUGAUGAUUUAUCAACAAAAAGUCAUAAAAUAUUUGAAAUUGGCUGUGGUGUUGGAAAUACAAUAUUUCCAAUUUUACAAUACAAUACUAAUCCAAAUUUAUUUAUCUAUGGCUGUGAUUUUUCAUCAACAGCAAUUGACAUACUAAAACAAGAUUCAAAUUAUGAUAAAUCAAGAUGUCAAGUAUUUGUUUUAGAUGCAACAAAAGAUGACUGGUCAACACCAUUUGAUGAGCAAACUUUAGAUGUUAUUAUUUUGAUAUUUGUUUUUUCAAGUAUCCCACCAGAAAAACAACAACAUGUGGUACAACAAAUGUAUAAAUACUUGAAGCCAGGUGGAAUUGUUUUACUUCGAGAUUAUGGAAGAUAUGAUUUGGCACAAUUGAGAUUUAAAAAAGGUCGUUGUUUAGCUGAUAAUUAUUAUGCAAGAGGUGAUGGUACCCUUGUUUAUUUUUUUACACAAGAUGAAAUUAAAAAUUUAUUUUUACAAUGUGGAUUCGAAGAGAUACAAAAUAUUGUUGACAGAAGAUUACAAGUUAAUCGAGGUAAACAAUUGAAAAUGUAUCGUGUUUGGAUACAAGCUAAAUAUCGUAAACCUUUGUUAUGAUAUUGUUGUUAAAUUGUUUAAUAAAUAAUUAAUUAAAUAAAUA